AUGUAAAUACUUCUAUUCCUAUUGGUAUCAUACUUAUCACAGACCUUACAAGAGGAUACCAUCAAGCUAAGAAGCAUAGACCCAAAGGAGAUUAAAAUGGAAUCUAUUGAUAUCUCUGGCAAAAACGGAGGACAGAGAUUCAACAUUGAUGGCUUGAAGGGCGUUAUUGUAAAAGUACAUUUCCGCGAUAAGCAUCUUAAGAAAAAGGGCAUUUUAGACAUUUCAGCUGAGGUCGAAGAACAACUGGCAGAAGAGGAAAUCACUUAUUAGAAUUUCAACAUGAGAGAGGAAAGAUAUGUUUGGAUGUUGUGUAACGAUGCUGCUGAAAGACAGAGAAUGAGAGAGUUUUUGCUAGCUAAGGAAUACAUAUUAGCCGUUGAGACUGACAACAAAAGAUACUUUGGGAAAUACGCUAAAAAGGAAGAGAAGGAAAAAUGGAAGGAGGCUAAUAAAAAGGAUCCAAACAGCAAGCAAAAGCUAGAGUUGUGA
This is a messenger RNA of Stylonychia lemnae, 489 nucleotides long. The record is from the annotation of a GenBank genome assembly. Lineage: Eukaryota; Ciliophora; Spirotrichea; Sporadotrichida; Oxytrichidae.